CGGUAGUAGAGAGGCGUCUCCCGGAUUUUUUUUAUACCUUAAUGAUGCGUUAAUCCUGGUCCCUUUUGGCUAAACUGGAAGUUUUUUUUUUUUCUUACUUGCUAGUACGCGUGCGCGCGCAGGUAGGCGGAGAGAGGUGGAUUCCGACAGGUGAGACGCACUGAGGUUUGCGAAAUUGUGACACGCCGGCGAUCAGUCAGCUGAGCUGCGUUCCGUGAACGGCGUGUGUCCGCCCGUGGAGUGGAAGUCCGCUCCUCAUCUGCGCACCUCCUCGGACACCUGUUGUUGUUUAAAGCGGCAUUACUCAUCAUAUGGACCAUGCUCCUUGAACAUCAUCUGGUUUGGGUUCUUUCUACAAAUUCCACCAGUUGACAGCAGAGGUUUUUCCUCUUUUUGAAUUUGACCAUGGAAGGGCACUCUGACCAACGUCCCACCAAGCCCAGGAAGUCGGCUGAUGACGAUGUGACAUUAUUGCAGCUGAAUACAAGAAGACAACCGGCUGGCCUUGUGCAGGAGCUUUUUCAUGAGGAUGUGCAGGGCUCGGAGAGCAACACCCAGCCAUGGUGGAAAAUCCAGUUAUUCGUCUGGGAGCCGGUGCUCUUUGGGACCUGGGAUGGCGUUUUUACCACCUGCAUGAUCAACAUCUUUGGAGUCGUUCUCUUCUUGAGGACUGGCUGGCUUGUGGGAAACACUGGCAUUUUACUUGGAAUGUUCCUGGUGUCCCUAGUGGUGGUGGUGGCCCUGGUAACGGUGGUGUCAGGUAUAGGAGUGUGUGAGCGGUGUAGCAUUGGCAACGGUGGGGUCUACUCCAUGAUUUCCACAGUCCUCGGAGAGAGAGUCGGUGCAACCAUUGGCCUCCUCUACAUCUUUGGUCAGUGUGUUGCGGGUGCAAUGUACAUCACUGGCUUUGCAGAGUCCAUCGCAGACCUUCUGAGCCUUCGCAAUAUCUGGGCGGUCCGAGGGAUUUCCAUUGGGGUCUUGCUCGGGCUGCUUGGAAUUAACCUCGCCGGCGUUAAAUGGAUCAUCCGACUUCAGCUGCUCCUGCUGGCCCUGCUGGCCAUCUCAACCUUGGACUUUGUCGUGGGGACGUUUACUCACUUGGACACAGAGCACGGCUUUGUUGGAUAUUCCGAAGAGCUGUUGCGAAACAACACCCUGCCAGACUACACUCCGGGAGAGACCUUUUUCACAGUAUUUGGGGUGUUCUUCCCAGCUGCUACAGGUGUGAUGGCAGGAUUUAACAUGAGUGGAGACCUUCGGAAACCAGCCUCGAGCAUUCCCCUGGGGUCACUGGCAGCGGUCAGCAUCUCCUGGUUCCUUUACUUGGUUUUUGUAUUUCUGCUGGGAGCAAUUUGCACAAGAGAGGCCCUGCGCUACGACUUUAUGAUUGCAGAGAAGGUUUCUUUGGUGGGGUUCCUCUUCCUCCUCGGCUUGUACAUUUCCUCUCUUGCUUCCUGCAUGGGUGGUCUGUAUGGGGCGCCCAGAAUACUGCAGUGCAUCGCACAGGAAAAGGUGAUCCCCACCCUUGGAUUCUUGGGAAACGGGAGAGGACCCAACAAAACCCCAGUGGCUGCCAUAUGCUUGACAAGCCUUAUUACGAUGGCCUUUAUCUUCAUUGGCCAGGUGAACAUCCUGGCACCAAUUGUGACCAUUAACUUCAUGCUGACCUACAGCGUCAUAGACUACUCCUACUUUUCUGUAUCGAUGAGCUACAUUCUCCAGAAGAAACAAAGAACAACUCUCUUAGCGGAGGAAUCCCCGAAGAGGAACUCGUGCAAGGCCUUCAGCCCUCAAAAAUGCCAAAGUUAUGGGACAGUUAGGGCUCUAAAUGGCCAUCAGGAAGGGACUUUGCUGGAGUUCACCAAAGACAUGGACCAGAUUUUUCAGCCGCUCAGCCUUGAGCCACAAAAGGACGCCACAGAUGAUCGUCUUCUGAAUCAGAGAGACAAAAUCCUAAAGCCACAAAAUGCGGCAAAGCAAAUGCUGCUGGACAGCUUCAAACUGGACAAGAACUCCUCUAAAUCAAACACCCCAGUAGACCCCUUGGGGAGAGGUGACAAACGGACCUACGGUUUAGACCUUGACAAGACUUUACAGACUCCUGAAGAAACAGACCAUGAAUGGGAAAAUUCCUUGAAACUGUUGAGCUCUUCUGAAGCAGAGCCAGAAUUAGGGAACUGCAGUGCAACCGUGGAUUUGAGAAGACCCAGUUCUACAGAAGCAGGUGAUUCUGAAAGGCAGAAAGUUCCAGAAACUGAAAUUCACCAAAUGCCAUCCUCCUUCUACUCCAGACUGUGUAAUCACUGGGUGUCGUUCAUUGGUGCUUUAAGUUCACUUAUGAUCAUGUUUGUCAUUCAGUGGAUAUACGCCUUGGCUAAUAUUUGUGUCGCCAUUCUUCUCUACUUCUACAUCGGGCAGGUGAGCCCAGGACUACCACCAGGAGCAGCGGCAAAUUUCAGCUUCUUGAAGUGGAUCCAGUCGUCGUUUCAGUUUCUGAGCAGAAGAGGUCCGGCACCUCGGGAGCAGAUUGUUGUGACGCCCUCCUUUACAUCCGUUGGCAUGGAGACCAAGCAGCUCACCGAGGAGAAUGCCGAUUUCGCCUCCCGUGACCGCUACCACCAUUCUUCAGUCUUCAGCCAGGAAGAGCUCAAUCACCGGCUCAAAUGAGCAGGACCUGUAAGAGAUGGAGUGGUGCCCUUCAGCGGAACGGGAUGGCGCCCUCGUUCCCCAGUCCAUAAGCCCCCUUACACAUGCUGGAAACGCGAGGGGCUUUUAGGGGAUGCUGCCUGAGGUACUUCUAAACCAGCAAAAACUGACCACUUUGUG
Molecule: messenger RNA, 2826 nt
Organism: Erpetoichthys calabaricus (reedfish)
Lineage: Eukaryota; Metazoa; Chordata; Cladistia; Polypteriformes; Polypteridae
Gene: slc12a8
Product: solute carrier family 12 member 8
Exons: 14
Coding region: 406-2667 (753 amino acids)
Biological process (GO): chloride transmembrane transport; cell volume homeostasis; chloride ion homeostasis
Cellular component (GO): membrane
Molecular function (GO): potassium:chloride symporter activity
Source: RefSeq, a predicted model, not a curated record